AUGGAAGGAUCCGACGCAAUGGAAACUCCCGGUGACACGGAGGUAUGGAAACUGUCUGAUGACGUCGAAAUUUUGCAGAUGGCUGACGAAAGUCAGGAUGUCGUAUCUGAAACCGAAUCCGGAAAUAAGAAGGCACCGCUGGUAUGGACGAAAGACAUUCGACCUCUCAAAGAAGGGGAGGUGCUAGAAGUCGCUCCUGGCUGUUACGAUAUGCUUCACACCAUCACCGUGGAUUGGCCCUGCCUUUCGUUCGAUAUCAUGGCCGAUGACCUGGGAGCGUGCCGAGUGCAAUUCCCCCAUCAGUGCUACGUUAUCGCAGGAACACAGCCAGACGAUAAAUCGAAGAAGGAGGCGGCCAUUCACGUCAUGAAGUGGUCAAACCUUUCGAACAACGAAGGCAUGGACUAUUCAGAGGAUGAAAGUGACGAGGAAGACACCUCAUGCGUGCUGAAAUCCAGCAGCAUGCGGCAUCCGGGAAUCGUAAAUCGCAUCAGGUGCUGCCCGCAAUCCAACAGGCUGGUUUGCACUAUGGCCGACACCGGCAAGGCACAUAUCUGGGACGUCGACGCGCACCGCGCAAGGCUUGACCAGGAUGGAUCCGAUCAUCAUAUGGAAAAGGGGAAGCCCGUUUACACCUGCAAUAUGCAUGAGGAAGAGGGCUAUGCAGUUGGUUGGAGUCCUACCACAACUGGCGCUCUCGCCACCGGUGACUGUGCUGGAGCCAUCGUGAUGUGGAAUCCUGUCGAUGCAGGUUGGGAACAUCUGCGUUAUUUCAAGGCGCCCAAGUCGGUCGAGGACAUCCAGUGGAGUCCUGUAGAUGAGCACGUAUUCGCAUCCGCAUGCUGUGAUGGAUAUGUCAGAAUUCAUGACGCAAGAACGCCAAAGGAUAAUGUGAAGGUAAUUCAGGUCUGCGACGGGGACAUAACUGACGUCAACUCCAUAGCGUGGAACCCGAAUCAGACUAACUUGCUCGCAACAGGGGACGAAACGGGGGCAGGCACCAUAUUUGACCUGCGCUUCAGUGAUGUCCAUAUGGCCAAAUUGUCCUGGCACAAGGAUGCCAUCACCAGCAUGGCGUGGCAUCCGACGGACCCGGCGGUUUGUAUUGCCAGCUCGAGGGAUGACUCUGUCUCCAUCUGGGACCUCUCUGUGGAAAGCGAAACUGCAACGGAAACGACGGAAAGUGGUCAGGACAUACCCCAGCAGCUCAUGUUUUUACACAUGGGACAAACGGAAAUUACAGAGGUCAUGUUCCACCGACAGAUCCCCGGAGUUGUGAUAUCUACGUCGGCGGAUGGAUUCAACGUAUUCAAGUGCAUUAACAUAGACUGA
Babesia ovata is the source of this 1332-nucleotide messenger RNA. RefSeq names its product WD G-beta repeat containing protein. Lineage: Eukaryota; Apicomplexa; Aconoidasida; Piroplasmida; Babesiidae. The transcript has 3 exons. Gene Ontology annotation, molecular function: protein binding. The record is from RefSeq and is a predicted model, not a curated record. The coding region runs from base 1 to 1332 and encodes 443 amino acids.